Messenger RNA from Laccaria bicolor S238N-H82, 328 nucleotides. RefSeq lists its product as uncharacterized. Lineage: Eukaryota; Fungi; Basidiomycota; Agaricomycetes; Agaricales; Hydnangiaceae. The record is from RefSeq and is a predicted model, not a curated record. The transcript has a single exon. The coding region runs from base 1 to 258 and encodes 85 amino acids.
AUGAAAAUCAAUUCUCCUCCUCCAAAUUGUCCAGAUGACAAAGAGCUGAAGGCCUUCCUUAUGGCCAUGAAUCGCCAAAUGAAGACUGACAAGAGUUUAUUUGGAAACUCCAACGGUCUUCCUGUGGCCAUUACUGUGUCGGCCGGAGAUAUUGUCGAUGACUUGUUCCACAAUCCUGGCGAGGAGUCGAAAUUCAUGCAGGGGUCCACUCGCGGGGAUGCUGAACUCACGCUUUUGUCUAGUCAUAAAGACGAUUGAUUGUAUGUUGGAUGUCUUGGCUGCUUUCCCCCAGCCCACGUCCUAUAUUUCUCGGCGGCCUAACGCUGGU